UUUAACGCCAAAUUUAUAAAGUGGUAACAUGGCUAAAAAAUCGUAACGUGUAAGAGCCUGACACGAGUCAAACAGCUGAUCACUUUGGACGCGAGUGCUUUUCCGAUGAAUUAAUAAAUAUUUCCGUUAAAAUGAGCCUGUAAGGCAAUUCAGAAAACUAAAAAACUAAUGCGACGCAUUUAUACAACAGCCAAGGCCCAAAUAAUGUCGAAAAACAAAGGAAAAGGGAAAGCAACGGCCUCUGCCGCUGCGACAACCCCACCUGCCGCUAACACGCCGGUCACACUGGACAAGAGCGGCAACAUUGUCAUCAAAAUUCUGGCGAAGCCGGGCGCAAAGCAGAAUGGCAUCACGGACAUUGGCCUGGACGGCGUCGGCGUCCAGAUUGCCGCGCCGCCCAGCGAGGGAGAAGCCAACGCUGAACUAGUCAAAUUUCUGUCCAAAGUAUUGGGACUGCGCAAAAGCGACGUCUCACUUGACAAGGGCUCCCGUUCCCGCAACAAAAUAGUGCUCGUCAGCAAGGGCGCAUCCACAGUGGAAGCCAUAGAACAAUCGCUGCGAAAGGAAUGCGAAUCUUAGGCGUAAUAACAUUAAAAUCUGUAUUUGGUAAUUAAUAAACUAUUUUAAUUUUUAAA
Drosophila montana is the source of this 635-nucleotide messenger RNA. RefSeq names its product UPF0235 protein C15orf40 homolog. The record is from RefSeq and is a predicted model, not a curated record. The transcript has a single exon. Gene Ontology annotation, cellular component: cytoplasm. The coding region runs from base 169 to 579 and encodes 136 amino acids. NCBI's taxonomy places the organism in Eukaryota, Metazoa, Arthropoda, Insecta, Diptera, Drosophilidae.